AUGGCAUCCAAAGGGCUCCACCUGGUGGUGGUUCUGGCUGCACUGGUUUGCCUUGUGAAGCUGGAAGUUUGGGAAGACCAACUAAAACCAGGGCGUGUACCACUCAUCCCACAUAGACCGUUUGUUGUGGUCUGGAAUGCCCCAACUGAAUCAUGCCGUCUUCGAUUCAACGUGGACUUAGAUUUAAGCAUUUUUGACAUUGUUGCAAAUCUUAACGAAACUCUUAGUGGUCCGAAUGUCACUAUUUUUUACCAUAGUCAUCUCGGAUACUACCCAUACUACACUAACUCUGGCAUACCCAUCAACAGUGGUCUUCCCCAAAACCAAAGCGUUACGAAACAUCUCAGCAAAGCAAGAGUCGAUAUCGAUAAAAUGAUUCCGCAUAAAGAUUUCAGAGGACUUGCCGUCGUUGAUUGGGAAAACUGGCGACCGCAAUGGGUACGCAAUUGGGGCUCUAAAGACAUCUACCGCAACAAAUCUAAGGAGCUAAUUCGUAAACUGCAUCCUAAUUGGCCAGACAGCAAAGUAGAAAAAAAAGCGAAAGAGAGUUUUGAGAAAGCAGGGCUAACAUUUAUGAAUUUGACAUUGGCAUUGGCGGAAAGUAGAAGACCAGAGGGAUUAUGGGGGUUUUACUUAUUCCCGGAUUGCUAUAACUAUGGAUACAAGCAACAUCCACAAAGAUAUACGGGAGAAUGUCCAAACGUAGAGCAUGUUCGCAAUGACCAUCUGAUGUGGUUGUGGAAGCAGAGUACGGCCUUAUACCCAUCCAUCUAUUUGGAUUAUGAACUCAAGUCUUCGCCCAAUACGGUGAAGUUUGUGCACUACAGAGUCAAAGAGGCCAUGAGGAUCGCUUCAAUCGCUCGUACUGACUACACCCUACCGGUAUUUGUGUACUCCAGGCCGUUCUACGCCUACACCUUCAUAGUGCUGUCACAGAGUGACCUGAUCCACACCAUUGGGGAGAGUGCUGCUUUGGGUGUGGCUGGAGUCGUCUUGUGGGGAUCAUCAGAAUAUGCCCGAUCGGAGAAAAACUGUCUGACGGUGAAAAACUACAUCGAUGGCCCCCUCGGUCACUACGUCAUCAACGUCACCUCAGCGGCCAAACUGUGUAGCAAGGCUCUGUGCAAGAAGAACGGCCGCUGUGUACGCAAAAGCCUGGACUCUGCCUCCUAUCUACACCUCAACCCACGAUUCUUCCAAAUCUACCGGAACCCCUCUCCAGCAGGGGGCCCCCUCUUCACCGUCAGGGGUCAUCUCAACAACCACGACAUUCUGGACAUGAAGCAUAAGUUUACCUGUCAGUGCUACCAGGGCUGGACAGGAGUGUACUGUGAGGUUCCCCAAACUCCUGGGCCUAUCCAACCGGACACAGAGGAUUCACCCUAUUCCAGAGAGCAUGGCCUUCUGGGAGAUUUACUGCUCUUGUUGUCGCUGCAUUUUUCCUGUAUUUGUGUUAUAAUGUUUUUAGGUUUAUGUUUGAUUAUUAAGUGUCUUAUAUUGUGA
Molecule: messenger RNA, 1503 nt
Organism: Periophthalmus magnuspinnatus
Lineage: Eukaryota; Metazoa; Chordata; Actinopteri; Gobiiformes; Gobiidae
Gene: hyal6
Product: hyaluronoglucosaminidase 6
Exons: 3
Coding region: 1-1503 (500 amino acids)
Biological process (GO): hyaluronan catabolic process; carbohydrate metabolic process
Molecular function (GO): hyalurononglucosaminidase activity
Source: RefSeq, a predicted model, not a curated record